GUCACAGCCACGCGUCAGUACAAUAUUAGCAGCCUCGCGUGUCGAAGACGGGGCCAAACAAGGAACAAAGCCGGCCACCAGCGGCGAACUCAACUACUAGCAUCUUCUUCUCCAUCUGCGUCUACACCGGAAGCUUCGCAAGAGGGUUUGGCGGGGAGGCGAAGAGGAGCGGAGGUGAUGGCGAGGGAGUCGCCGUUCCGGGCGGACGUGCUGAGGGGCAAGGCGGCGCUGGUCACCGGCGGCGGCUCCGGCAUCUGCUUCGAGAUCGCCUCCCAGCUCGCCCGCCACGGCGCCCACGUCGCCAUCAUGGGCCGCCGCCGCGAGGUCCUCGACAAGGCCGUCGCCGCCCUCCGCUCCCACGACCUACGGGCUGUUGGAUUCCAGGGAGAUGUCCGCAAGCAGGAGGAUGCAGCGAGAGUGCUAGCGUCCACGGUUGAGCAUUUCGGCAAGCUUGACAUUCUUGUCAAUGGUGCAGCCGGCAACUUCCUUGCGUCCCCAGAGGAUCUGACGCCCAAGGGAUUCCGAACAGUUCUUGACAUUGACACUGUGGGUACGUACACAAUGUGCUAUGAAGCUCUGAAGUAUUUGAAAAAAGGUGGGCCAGGGAAAGGCCCCUCCACUGGUGGCCUCAUCAUCAACAUAAGUGCGACAUUGCAUUAUACUGCGGCUUGGUACCAAAUUCAUGUCUCCGCGGCUAAGGCAGGUGUUGAUAGUAUCACAAGAUCACUUGCUCUGGAGUGGGGAACAGAUUAUGAAAUUAGGGUCAAUGGAAUUGCACCAGGGCCAAUUGGAGGCACUCCAGGAAUGAGGAAGCUUGCACCUGAUGAAAUGGGAAAGGGGAAAAGGGAAAUGAUGCCUUUAUUUAAGUUGGGGGAGACACGGGACAUCGCAAUGGCUGCGCUCUACCUGGCUUCUGAUGCAGGCAAAUAUGUAAAUGGGACCACACUAGUUGUUGAUGGAGGUCUUUGGUUAAGUCAUCCUCGCCAUGUUCCCAAGGAGGAAGUGAAAGAGCUCUCAAAGGUGGUCGAGAAGAAGGUUAGGGCCUCUGGUGUUGGGGUGCCAUCCAGCAAAUUGUGAUGACAUCCUUGGUUUAUGUCACUACAUAUAUAUCAUGUAACAUCCUUCGGUAUUGUUGUCAGCGUGAACUUUAUUGUAUUUGUGACUCUUGUAACUUGUGUUUGAACGAGGAAGUUGGAUAUUCACCUCAGUUAUUAUUUUUAGAUUAUGCUAGUGCUAGAAGUAUAAAGAGUGAUUGAUUUGGUAUCCCA
Messenger RNA from Brachypodium distachyon (stiff brome), 1268 nucleotides. RefSeq names its product peroxisomal 2,4-dienoyl-CoA reductase. The coding region runs from base 178 to 1077 and encodes 299 amino acids. Gene Ontology annotation, biological process: fatty acid catabolic process. The record is from RefSeq and is a predicted model, not a curated record. Lineage: Eukaryota; Viridiplantae; Streptophyta; Magnoliopsida; Poales; Poaceae. The transcript is spliced from 5 exons. Gene Ontology annotation, molecular function: 2,4-dienoyl-CoA reductase (NADPH) activity.